CAGGAGGACACCUGGAGGAGUGUUAUGCCGGUGCUGUUGAUGUUCGUGUCCGUGCUUCUGCUGGGCUGCUCGUGCUGCGGGAUCGCUCUGCUCCUCCGCCGGAUCCCCCGGAGCGUCAUGGCCCGCACCGAGAGGCCGCUCUUCAAGAUCGCGUACGGUCUGUAUACCCGGACCCGACUCGGCUACUGGUUCUACAAGAGACAGCUGAAGAAAGCACGAGAGCGCUAUCCGCAUGGACACUCUUCCACGCAGGCCAUCGUCUUCAGCGGUGUGAAAGUGGUUCCCAUCCCCGUCCUGUCCGAUAACUACAGCUACCUUGUCAUUGACACUACGUCCAGCCAGGCAGUCGCAGUGGACCCCUCAGACCCCGUUGCUGUACAGGCAUACCUCGACCGAGAAGGUGUCACUCUGGAAGCAAUACUUUGUACCCAUAAACACUGGGAUCAUAGUGGAGGUAAUAAAGCUCUGAAGAAACAUUACAAGUCAUGCCGGGUGUACGGGAGCGCCUGCGACGAUAUCCCAGAACUGACACAUGCGCUAGCUGACCGAGAACUGCUUACCGUCGGGCGCCUGCAGUUUCAGGCCUACUUCACGCCAGGUCACACGGUCGGUCACAUGAUCUACGUGCUGGAUGGCAAGUCUGGUGACGGGCCGGACUGCCUGUUCUCAGGGGACCUCCUCUUCCUCGCCGGCUGCGGGAGAAUGUUCGAAGGUUCGGCAGAGACGAUGCUGAAGUCGCUGGACACCGUGACCUCUCUCAAUGAAAGCACGCUACUCUGGCCCGGACAUGAGUAUGCCGCAGACAAUCUGAAAUUUGCCGAAGUGGUGGAACCUGACAACACUGUUCGUGACCGGAAGACCCAGUGGGUCAAUCAGCAAAGGCUGGAGAAGAAGUGUUCGUGCCCAUCCACAAUAGGUGAAGAGAAGGAGUACAAUCCAUUCCUGCGGACGCAUUGUAGAGACUUGCACAUGGCGCUGGACCUCCAGCGAGGGGCAGAUGAGGAAUGGAGUCAUUUUCGUGCUCGAGUGUUGGAGGAGGUCCGACGGAGGAAAGAUCUUUUCAAGGAAAGAUAGUUUCCCCAUCUACAGGAUAGCAGACGGCUGUGCAGAACGACUCUGACCCCCCCACCCACCGCCAGGCACCUGAUCCCGAAUGUGUGAUGUGUGACCUCCAUCCAAUGACGUGCUGUGAAAUCCUCCCCGUGUGUUCUGCUACAGAAAUAUAAUCUGAGUACACUGGAACCCCCCCGGAAGAACACUAUAAUCACCUGUACAGAAUGACACCCCAAUUAUUUCCCCAAUCAAUGAAACUUGCACUAAUGUCUUGGAAACACACUGGAGCACUAUAUAGAGAAGGGGGGGGUCACUGCACAUCUACCAUUGUAUAACACUGGGGACUGAUUCACUGGUGUGAACACUAAUCGGAGGAUUCUGGGAAAUAUCAAGUUCAUCCUUUUUAUGUUCCUCCCUUCCUAAUUUCACUACUGGAUAUAUUUUGGUAAUUUUUAAACCUGUGACGCCUUCAACUGCCCUCUCAUGUUCUCUUACCACAAUCAGUCUGUCUGAUUUUCUUUUUUUCCUCCCUUUUUCUUUUUACCCCCUUACCCUUCUUUCUCUGUAUAUUCAUAUUCUCCCUCCCUGCCAUUCCCACUUCUAUUUCUAUACCAUUUACAGUGGAACCUCGGUUUAGGAGUAACUUGGUUUGAGAGUGUUUAUGAUUUGCGAGCAACACUU
This is a messenger RNA of Rana temporaria (common frog), 1734 nucleotides long. Its product is annotated as probable hydrolase PNKD. NCBI's taxonomy places the organism in Eukaryota, Metazoa, Chordata, Amphibia, Anura, Ranidae. Gene Ontology annotation, cellular component: mitochondrion. The coding region runs from base 25 to 1074 and encodes 349 amino acids. The record is from RefSeq and is a predicted model, not a curated record. Gene Ontology annotation, molecular function: hydroxyacylglutathione hydrolase activity. The transcript is spliced from 9 exons.